AUGGUUGGAGGAAUAGGAAACUCCACGAGUGUCGAGGAGUUUCUGGUGGCAGAACGGCGCUGGCGCAAACGGGCGUCCCUCGACGUUGGACGCGUCGGGCACGCAGCCGCAGUCCUGACGGAAGCCGGAGGGGAGACGCUUAUCGGCGUUUUCGGUGGAUACGGUAACGGUGGAUACCUCUCCUCUUGUGAAGUCUAUGAAGUCGGUCGGGACAGGUGAGAGCACACUCGUCCUGGCGCCUCCUUUUUUUCUUGCAAAAUCUUCCUGUUUUGCCUUCUCACUCGUCGUCUCCUCCUCCUCCCCAACACACAGGUGGUUCAAACUGCCCGAUCUGCGAGAGAAGAGGAACUCCACGGCGGCUGCCUGCCUGCCCGGCGACAGUCGAAUCUUCGUUUUUGGCGGCUAUAAUGGCUCCUCCCGGCUGGCUUCUGUGGAGUUCUGCCACCUGCGAGCAGACUGGCGAGAGAGGGCGACCUCGUCGGACUUUUGGCAGCCAGCCGCACCCAUGAGAACUGCACGAUGGGGGCUGGCAGCGACACACUUUCGGGGGAAAAUCAUUGUCGCCGGGGGAUAUGAUGGUAAAAAAGAUCUAAACGUGGUGGAGAUGUUCACACCACCAGAUGCCAGGUGUCCCCAGGGCCAGUGGUCAGAACUGGCCGGCAUGAAGGAACCCCGCGAGUAUUUCGCUCUUCUCACCUCCACCGACGACGCCAUCUUUGCUCUCGGUAAUGACGCCUCUUCCUCCUUUGCUCUACAUUGACUGCAUUCCUUCUCCACUCUCCUCUCUCUUUCAUGCCAUUCCAUGGCCUUUUCUGUGUAAUCCCUUUUUAUGAGGAAGAUUGAGACAUCCCUAGUGAUGGCAACCAUGUGUAAACGUGACUUUGCCUGGCGUUUCGUAAACACAACGAGGUUAGGGCCGAUGGUAGUCCGUUUGUAGUGCAAAUCGCCUGCUUCUAAAAAUAGAUUUUAUGCAGCCGACUGGUUAAAGCGUCUUCAGUAGAUACUGCGUUCAAAGCUUACUCAGUCUACUCUGCGUUUUAUUGAAAUACAUUUUUGUCUAGCGGUAUUGUGCAAAUCGUACGUUAAUUUUGUCUAUUUUGAUAUUUAUGAAAGUAGAAUUUUACUGGAAUUAUUCACAAUUUGCAGGCUGCUGGAAUGGAUCAGGAAACACGGUGGAGACUUUCACAGCACCAGGCGGGCCAGCUGAUGUCAGCAACGACUUGACAUCUUGGAGUUGGUCGUCGAAGAAACCGCUGGAGACGCUUGAAAAGAUCGCUGGAGCUGCAAGCAUUCGCAUGUAAACUUCUGCAUUUCUUGAUGUUCCUUCUAUGGCCCACAUGUUAAGAAAUAAACGACUUGCAAUGUAAGCUGUUUUGUCGUUGUUUUUGAAAACGUCAAAAGGGUGUGCAGUGCGCAACACCUAAGGCAACCGAUUAAUGGCGUGAUUAUCUCUGAAGGGAAUGAAAUGCAGGAACCAGUUAUUUUUUACGAGGGAGAUGCUCGUUUUCGGGAUUAAUGCUUGAUUAUGGAGAGAAAUCAUUGUCGCCAGCCGAUAUGAUACUGGAGACGAAUUAGAUUUAGUGGUGGAGAUGUUCUCACUGUCAGGUGUCCCCAGCGGGGUUAAUAAACAUGGCCUCCAAUUUUUUUGUUAAAAAAAACACCAAAAGGGUGUAAAGUGUCCAACACUUGGGGUGACAAAAUAAUCUCUAGCAUAUCUCUGCGAGGAAUGAGAGAUGUGGUCGAGGUUAGUUUAGCAAAGAGAUGCCCACUUGCUGACGAAGUGAGCAACACCAGUAAGAUCGCAGAUCGGGGAGCUUGUGUGUUAAUAUAAAUGGCAAACGUACUAUUUACUGAGGCAUGUACGCUGUCCGUCUCCGUAGCAUAAAUUGAUCCUUUUCUUCAUCUAAAAAGAUUAAAAGGUUGGACUGUCUCGGGAUUUAUGCUUAGCAAAGAUUUCACCAAGCACGACGAGCUCACAUGAGUGAUGUCAAGGGUAUUUAACAUAACGCAUGUUCAAAUAUAACCCAGGUUAGUGAUUUGGAUGUAACCAGAGAUACGAUUAACUGAAUCGGCACUAACUACGUGGGAAGGCCCUGCUUCAUGUUGCGAACCUGCUGGACAGUCAGUUAUCAGGGGCGCAUCUCGAGUUGCUGGCCCCUGGACAGUGAGGCGGCCUGCGAGCCUGCCGAGAGAAAAUCGAUCGUGCUCGAUGGAUGACGCAGCUGGCAGAUUUCACUAGAUGGCCGAAAGCUGAAUGCGAGUAGAUGCGCCCCUAGAUGACCUUGGCAGCAGGUAGUCAGUGGCGUGCGCAGUCGUUGCGUGUGUGCGUCACCGAACAAUGCAUCGAUCGCAGUCCGUGCACGUAGAUUUCGCCAGAUGGCCGAGCGCUGAAUGCGAGUAGAAUCGCCCCUAGAUGACCUUGGCAGCAGGUAGUCAGUGGCGUGAUGCGCAAUUGUUGCGUGUGUACGUCACUGGACAAUGGCAGUGUCCCUAAAACCGCUCACGCAGCAGAUGCGCUAGAAAAACACGCUGGCUAGACCGGGGUUUGUCUGGCGUUAAUUGGAAACGUGCACUCAGGAAAUGUCAACAUUUUGUCCGACUUUCAGACAUACGUGGAGGUUUUCCUUGCUAGGUAUCCAAAUUUCCAUCAAAAAUGUCAGUUACGGAUGUCAGAAAUGCCAGACUCGGUUAUAAAAACAAAAGGCUGUGUUAUUACUUAAAACAUAGGAAGAUCGCCAUCAGUCACACUUUGGACAUAUCUACUCGACAGAUCAUCAGACGAAGUGCGAAUAUUUGCAGGAGUGCAGACGUUAUUAUUAAGAAUAUGCGUGCCGUAUUAGAGGAAUUUCAGCCCAUGCAUAUUUCACCCUCUGUUUCUUCACAACUUCAAUUUGUUGUUGUCUUUGUUCGAAAAUGAACUUGAAACUUCAAGUGGACAUUACUUUCGUUUUAGUGAUCGAGUGAUUUUCCUCACAGCAAAAUAACACUGUUAAGGAAGCUCCAGUUCUGAAAAUGAUGUGGGUUCGGUCUCCGAAGUUGCUCCUAAGAGAAACCGCAUAAUUAAUCAGUCAUUGUGAAUAUCUGUAUUUUGCUGUCAGCAGACUUUUUACAUUCAAUGUGAAACAAAUGCCGUGGGAUUGCGAUUAACAUCGAAACAGCCAGUCCCAAGUUAAAUUAGUGCGGAUUCGACAAUCUACAGGACUGUUUCACCGAACGUAGGUGCAAGAUGUCCAGUCAAUUGCAAAUUCACUGAAAGAUCACAUGCAAUGCGAAUCCCUAAGCUACGUAAUGGUUUCAUUUUUUCAACUGUCCGUGUUGAUGUAUUCGCAUAAAUUAGAUAUGCGUAAUCCAGGACAGUAAACCAAGUGGGAUUUUAGAAUUAAUUCGACGCGCUCCGUAAGGAGUGGAUUUACCUACGUUAAAAUUCGUCGUAGCGGAAUGUGCAUUAAAUAAACAAACUGUUUUUAUUAAAAUCCUACACUGUUUUAAUAUAGACACAGUCUGAGCGUCUGAGUGGCAUUGAUUGGAAAGGGCAAUCAGCAAAUUUCAACAUUAUGUCGACUUUAGCCUGCCAGGAAAACCUCAUUUCUAACAAAAAUUCCCGUUUCCAAAGUCAUAGAAUCGCCAAAGUCAGUUUUUAGAACCAAGGAUGAUGUUAGUAUUUAAAAAACGGCUAAUUCGUGAACAGUCACAAUUUAAACAUAUGUACUCGGGAAAUCAUCAAACGCAUUACGAAAAGCUGAAGUGAAUGCGGUCGUUAUCAUUAUAAGCAUGCGCAUGAUAGCAUAGGAAUUGCAGCUUAUAAAACUUUCACCAUCUGUACGUCCCCAACUUCAAUCUGUUGCCUUCCUUAAUCGAAAAGGGAUCGGGAAACUCAUGUUAACAUUAUUCUCGCUCCAGCGAUCGAGCGAAUCUCCUCACAUCAAAAUGACACCGUUAAGAAUGCUCUACUUCUGAAAAAUAAGUGGUUUCAUUCUCCGAAGUUGCUACUAAGCCUAACUGGUGGUAUUCGAACCCACAACAGCAAAGAGAGGCUUUAGUACGGCCAACGCUCUAGCCACCUAAGAUACGAGGCCCCACCGGACGACGCGAGUUUAAUCAUAUCUUAAUCAAUUUUACUCGUGUGAUCUACUGCAAAGUCUGGUAUCCACCAAAUCUGAUAAAGUAAGCUGACAUUCUAAGCAGGAUUUUCCAAUAUAUACAUAUAGAAUCCACCAGAUAGCUAAGGGUUUCACGAAAUUCAUAGCUAUUAUGGCAGAUACGAUUAAUGUAGCGUCGUCCGGUGGAGCCUUUUAGGUCAGUGGGCUAGAGCGUUGGCUGUACUAAGGCUACCUAAAGCUGAAGUGGGUUCAUACACCACAGAGGCGCCGAGUAUUUCAUAUGCGUAUCAAAAUGACUCGUUUGUGUACUUGCGUUUAAUACGGCAAUAUCGACAACAGUCGGUCAAGCUGCAAUAGGCUCGUAUUGCCAGUCAAAAUAAGGAGAUAUGGAUUACUUGACAUAGUAAAACGCUUGCUGUCGUGGGUUUCAGUCACACCGUGGCACCGAGGUUAUACAGUUCGAUCGAGGUGAAUAACUGAGACUUUAGGAAAUAUAUUCUGUAAACUGAAGGGGAUAUCUGUUGUGGCGGAUAGGCAAUUCAAGACUACACAGUGGUAAUACCGUCAGGUGUGGCACAACACUGACGAGUUAGGUAAAUACCCCGCAAGCUGGUUGCAAACCUGCAGCUCUGUAUUACGUAUUACAAAUGCUGCACUCAUUGCAUUAGGGUUCCUGUCAUCAAUAUUCACAAACCAAGUGACAGAUGCGAGCAGAUCACGCCACUCUAGGUGCAACGAUUUGUACUUAAAUCUGCUGAUCCAAUGCGGAGGGAGGGAGGGAGCUGGCUGGGUGGGGUUUCGUAUGUGCAGAUAGCAGGCGCGCUCGUGUUGCGUACUAUCAGGGUGGGACAUCGAUUCCCGUAAAAAAAGAGGAUGACGCACUCCCUACUCGAUCUUCUCUUCAGCCUCACAGCGACUGCCGCCCUGAAUUACGCUAGUCCUCCACCUUAGCUAAAUGUAGCCACAGGUGAUCCAGAUGGUUGUGUGGAAUCGCUGUCUUUCAACUGCUGUUUGUUACAUUAAGUCUGCUGUAGAGCGUGCUGUCGAUCAGAGUUAGGUAAACACCGGGCAAAACGCACUGCUAGAAAACUGCACAAACUUCUAUGAAGUACAGGCCUCUGGUUUAAACUUGUGAAGCAUAAAGGCUCCUGCAUCCGACGAAAUCGCCGACAGACUGGCAGGGUGAGUCCGCUCACUCUGGCAGCCUGGAAUGUUCAUUCCCUUUUAGACAAUCCAAGGAGCAACCGACCGGAACGGAGGACGGCGCUAGUGGCACGAGAACUGACGCGCCACAAGGUGGACAUCGCCGCACUCAGCGAGACCCGAUUCUCCGAACAAGGCCAACUGGAGGUGGCUAGGGCCGGCUACACCUUCUUCUGGAGUGGCCGACCCAGGGCAGAGCGACGAGACGCGGGUGUCGUCCUCGCCAUCCGGAACGACAUCGUGGGACGACUGCCCAGUCUGCCGCAGGGAAUCAACGAUCGCCUGAUGAGCCUCCGUCUGCCUCUCCGGCGAGGAGGCAAGUUCGCCACCAUCAUCAGCGCCUACGCUCCGCCGAUGAGCUGCCCCGACGCCGCCGCAAGGGACAAAUUCUACGAGGACCUGCACGCCCUCUUGGCGACUGUUUCGAAGGCGGACAAGUUGAUUGUCUUUGGCGACUUCAACACCCGCGUCGGCACAGACCAUACUGCCUAG
Spirometra erinaceieuropaei is the source of this 5795-nucleotide messenger RNA. The record is from the annotation of a GenBank genome assembly. Lineage: Eukaryota; Metazoa; Platyhelminthes; Cestoda; Diphyllobothriidea; Diphyllobothriidae.